Carlito syrichta (Philippine tarsier) is the source of this 1318-nucleotide messenger RNA. RefSeq names its product TP53 induced glycolysis regulatory phosphatase (gene TIGAR). The transcript has 6 exons. The record is from RefSeq and is a predicted model, not a curated record. Gene Ontology annotation, biological process: fructose 1,6-bisphosphate metabolic process; regulation of pentose-phosphate shunt; positive regulation of DNA repair. Gene Ontology annotation, molecular function: fructose-2,6-bisphosphate 2-phosphatase activity. Gene Ontology annotation, cellular component: cytosol. Bases 1 to 819 code for a protein of 272 amino acids. NCBI's taxonomy places the organism in Eukaryota, Metazoa, Chordata, Mammalia, Primates, Tarsiidae.
AUGUCUGGAGAAAAAUCUUGGAAAAUAAAAGAACUUUGUGGAGAAACAAGAUUUAACAAGGAGAAAAUACUUCAAGGACAGGGAGUAGAUGAGCCUCUUUCAGAAACUGGAUUGAAACAAGCAGCUGCUGCCGGUCUGUUUCUGACCAAUGUGAAGUUCACUCAUGCGUUCUGUAGUGACCUCACGAGGACAGCGCAGACCAUGCAGGGAAUUUUGGAGAAAAGCAAAUUGUGCAAAGAUGUGACAGUAACAUAUGAUUCAAGGCUUCGAGAAAGGAAAUACGGGGUUGCUGAAGGCAAAGCGCUGAGUGAGCUGAGGGCCAUGGCCAAGGCCGCUGGGGAGGAAUGCCCAGCCUUUACCCCUCCUGGAGGAGAGACACUCGAACAGGUGAAAAUGCGUGGAAAGGAAUUUUUUGAAUUUCUUUGUCAACUAAUCCUGAAAGAAGCAGGUCAAAAAGAACCGUUUUCCCAAGGAGCGCCAAGCAAUGCUCUGGAAACUUCAUUGGCAGAGAUAUUUCCUUUAGGAAAAAACCGUGACUCUGAAUUGAAUUCAGACAGUGGUGUUCCAGGGUUAGCAGCCAGCGUCUUAGUUGUGAGUCACGGCGCUUACAUGAGAAGCCUGUUUGGUUAUUUUCUGACUGACCUUAAGUGUUCCUUACCAGCAACCCUGAGCAAAUCAGAACUCAUGUCAGUCAGUCCCAAUACAGGGAUGAGUCUCUUUAUCAUACACUUUGAGGAAGGAGGAGAAGUUAAACCAACAAUCCAGUGUGUUUGUAUGAACCUACAGGAUCAUCUAAAUGGAGUGACUGAAACUCACUAAAUUUAAAUCUACAUCAAAAUCUAACAAUUUUGAGCCUCUGAAGGGAGUGCCUUUGACUUUAUGUACUCCUGUCCUUUGUAAUGCUGAUUUGGAAACAGUUAAAAGCAGAUUAUAAAGUUCCAGUGGAAUCCUAGCCACAUGAAACUUUAAUGGAAAGCCAUUAGAACUGAUUUAUUUUGACUGCUUACAGCUGAUGUUUUCCAGAGCAGUUUUACCAUGCUACUCAGUUACAUUUCUGGAUUGUAAAUGGAUGGAGGAACUCAGUAUUGCAAAUUGGGUGGCUAAUGACCUUGUAAUAAUGUUUUUUUGGUUCCCUUUUAUAUAUUAUUUUUCUUUAAUGUCUGAAAAUCUAGCCUAUUUUAUGGACUCUUGAUAAGUAAGAUACUGUAUGUCUUUUACUAUCUAGCUCAUCCCGUGCUUGGGAGAAAAGCUGUAUGUAAUUCCCACUACAUAUUUUUGUUUGUUUAUUUUGAUUUGGAGUCUCACUCUGUCAUCCAGG